AUGGCUGGAUUUCUCUCGUGCUUGUGGAGGUAUAGGAAUUAUAUUGUGAUAGUUCUCACACCGCUACUACUGCUGCCUCUGCCUCUUGUCGUCCCCACCUCGGAGGCAAAAUGUGGCUUUGUGAUCAUCUUGAUGGCACUGUACUGGUGUACAGAGUGCAUCCCUCUGGCUGCUACAUCCCUGCUGCCAGUCAUUCUGUUCCCCAUGAUGAAGAUCAUGGAGUCAGAUGAGGUGUGUAUCCAGUACUUAAAGGACUCCAACAUGCUCUUCAUUGGUGGCUUGCUGGUGGCCAUCGCUGUUGAGCACUGGAACCUGCACAAAAGGAUAGCCCUCCAGGUUCUGCUUCUUGUUGGGGUCAAACCUUCGCUCCUGAUGAUCGGCUUCAUGGGCACCACGGCCUUCCUGUCUAUGUGGAUCAGUAAUACAGCCUCCACGGCCAUGAUGCUGCCUAUCGCCAACGCCGUGCUGCAGCAGCUCAAUGAUUCUGAAGCUAAUGCCGAAGAGAGAGCUUAUGACCUCAGUGCCAAGGAUGGCCUGGAGAACCAGAGCUUUGAGAUGAGUGAUGGCAAUGACUGCAAGGAACUCCAACUUAAGGGCAGCACCAUCAGCAUGGAGGGUGGUGUGAGUAGCCCAGGGACAAUGGACCAGCGUAGAAUCAAGCGAGAGCAGAGGUACAUGAACCUGACCAAAGGCAUGAGUCUCAGUGUGUGUUACGCUGCAAGCAUCGGAGGCACAGCUACCCUCACUGGAACCACACCCAAUGUCAUCCUGAAAGGCCAGAUUGAUAAACUAUAUCCAGACAAUGGUGGCAUAAUCAAUUUCGCCAGCUGGUUUGGCUUUGCAUUCCCCAACAUGAUUCUAAUGCUGGCAUUGGCUUGGCUUUGGCUGCAGCUGAUGUUUUUGGGCCUGAACUUCAGACAAUCAUUUGGAUGUGGAAAUAAAAGUGCAGGUGACAAAGAGGCCUACCAGGUAAUCAAAGAUGAGUACAAAAAGUUGGGCAAGAUGAGCUUCGCUGAGGCCAGUGUGCUGGUUAUCUUCACGCUGCUGGUUCUUCUGUGGUUUACCAGGGAGCCUGGCUUCAUACCAGGCUGGGCCACUGUUCUCUUCAACCAAAAAAAAAUGUACGUGACAGAUGGCACCGUGGCCGUAUUAUUGUCAUCACUGUUCUUCUGCAUCCCCUCCAAAUUUCCCAGAUGGGGCAGGAGAUCUGAUGACGAGGGCCCCGCUGAAGCUCCAUCUCCACUGCUAACUUGGGAUAUCGUCCACGAAAAGAUGCCUUGGGGCAUCAUUUUGCUCCUGGGAGGAGGCUUUGCUUUGGCCCACGGCAGUGAGAUAUCUGGACUAUCCAAAUGGUUGGGGGAAAGUCUCAUACCGCUGCAGAGCAUCCCCCCCUUUGCCAUCUCCAUUGUGUUGUGUCUGCUGGUGGCCAUGUUCACCGAAUGUUCCAGCAACACCGCCACCGCCACUUUGUUUCUACCAAUACUCGGCGCCAUGGCAACAGCCAUUAAGAUCCAUCCACUGUAUGUGAUGUUCCCCUGUGCCAUUGCUACCUCCCUGGCUUUCAUGCUGCCUGUAGCAACACCCCCCAAUGCUAUUGCUUUCUCCUAUGGCAACCUCAAAGUCAUGGACAUGGCCAAGGCUGGAUUCAUCCUGAACUUGCUUGGAGUCGUCACCAUCAACAUUGCUAUUAACACGUGGGGUGUGGCCAUGUUCCAGCUCAACACAUUCCCCAGUUGGGCAAAUGUUACUAAAAAUCCUUAACUUCUUGACCACCGAGAAAAAAAUACACCAGCAAAUGGAUGAUCAAUGUCUGAUCAAUAGAGCUCAUGGAACACUUCAGCCACUCAAAGCCAAAUGGACGUAUUGCCUGUGAACACUGAAGCUCCGUUUUCAAACGCUUUUCACUCAAAUGAGCUCAAUUCAUUGGAAGAAAUCAGGAUCUGCAGAGUUUGUCAUGCAGGUUACAACUUGAUGCUACUCAAGUCUUAAAUAAAAUGUUAGUACAGUAUUGCACCCACAAGCUGAUGCAACCUUCCUGUUAUGAGACGUGUCCUCUUACCUUAGCUACUCCUGCACAGCCUAAUGAGACCCAAUACAGGAGCUGUGGAAAAAAAGUUGUUUUUUAUCAAAAAUAUGUUAAUUCAACAAUGUUUUUUUUUAUUGUGCUUCCAGUGCUGUAGCGCUGUGCUGUCAUGCUGACAGGUGUUUCUUAAAUGUUGGUUAGUCUUCAUGAGAGGGGCAUAAUGUUAGAAACUAGGGAUGCUCCGAUCAGGGUUUUAUGCUGCUGAUACCGAUACCGAUCAUAAGUGAAAUUGGCCAAUACUGAUUAGAUAAAUUAAGUGUACAUUUUUAAAUUAACUAUUUGCGAUAUCAGGGGCCACCAAUGUUUUUUUCUUGUGAGAGCUACUUUUACAAAAUGACAAUGGUCAAGAGCCGCUCUAUUUUCAACAUUUAUUUUCAUAGCUGAUC
Molecule: messenger RNA, 2469 nt
Organism: Dunckerocampus dactyliophorus (ringed pipefish)
Lineage: Eukaryota; Metazoa; Chordata; Actinopteri; Syngnathiformes; Syngnathidae
Product: solute carrier family 13 member 2-like
Exons: 12
Coding region: 1-1761 (586 amino acids)
Biological process (GO): monoatomic anion transmembrane transport
Cellular component (GO): membrane
Molecular function (GO): transmembrane transporter activity
Source: RefSeq, a predicted model, not a curated record